AGUCGAUAAUUCUUUGACGUUUCUUUUGUUUAAAAUUUAAAAUGUAUUUCUUUUAAAGAAUCCGUGUAACUUGAAUAAUUCAAGUCAUCAAACCAUGUAUCAAUUAUAAACUAUGAUGUCGGACAUAAUUAAUAGUAGUAACAUUUUCAUUUUAUUGUCAUAAUUUAACAAAUAUCUUCUAAAACAUGGAUAAUAAAAAAAAACGUAAUUUCAACAGUGAUUUGAAUAGUUGUUUACAAAGUUUAGACUCAAAUAAAGUAACAGAACGAAAGAUAAAACGACAAGAAAUUCAACAGUUAUUGGAAAAUGAUGAAGUCAUUGAAGUUUUGAAUUAUAACAGUAGUCUGCAACAGAUUCAUCAAUCUCAAAGUCUUGAUGAUAAUCUUGUAACAUGGAAAUGUCUUCUAAAUUGUUAUCACCGAAGCUUAAUACUUGAGGUUGAGAAUGAAGACAAAAAGAAGCAAAGAUCAGGUUUUAGUUACAAACAACCAAAUCUAGAAAACUGUUCUAUUUUGCUGAGAAACAUCAUCAAUAAAGCUAACAAAGAUAAACCUUAUUUACCUAUCAACGAUUUGUUAAAAUGUAUUCUUGAUGUUUCACAAAAUAAUACUUUUCAAUUAUACAUGGGAGAAGUUUAUUAUAAAAUUUUAGAACAAAGUAUUUUAUCUCGGAGUUAUUAUUGGCAUUCAUUAAGCAGUUAUUGGAAUGAUUUGUUUUCAUUGACUUACAAUUUAUAUAAUGAGGAUUUUGCAAAUAUGAAACAUGUUUCAAUAAAAAUCAUGAAACAUAUAGUAGUCAGAGGUGAUGCCCAUUCUAAUGUAUCAUUAGCCGUUAAAAAAAAGAUAUUUUCAUAUUUAAAACAAUCAAUAUUGGACACACUUCAGGAAAACAAUGACUUUUCCUUAAGAGAAGAUUUAAUUAUUCUUGUAUUUGAUGUUUGUAGAACCCUAUGGAUAGAAUGUCGUAAAUCACUUUGCCAGUUUAUAGAAGAAAACUGCACACAUUUGGUAAAUUUCUAUGAGAAUGAUAAACCAAAAAAGAUUCAAGAGACGCUGUAUAAUUUAUUAACUUUGUUUAUAAAAAUACAUCAUCCAAAAUGCAUUGAUUUCAACCAUAAAGAUUCGUAUGCUUAUAAUGAAAAUAAGUGGAUUGUUCAAUUACAUCAUAUAUAUGAAUUUGUACGUCGUGAAAUACUACAAAUUAAAAAUAAUUCCAAUCCUAAUUUUUUAAAUUACAUUUCGGAGUUGGCUGUAACAAUUUUUAACAUAGUAUAUUUUAAUAAUUUAGAUUCGUCGAUCCUGCUUUUAGAUGAAUGCCCUACUCCAAAACGAAAAAAAUAUGAUAUCAAUGUAUUGUCUUUUGUAAACGAUCUUACAAACUUAAAAACAUCAGAAAUAUGUACCAGACUUAAUAUAAUAACAAAAAUACUAGAAAAUCAUUCAUUACCAUUUCAUGAAAAGGAUUACAUACAUUUAUUAGAAAGUUUAACUAUAUGCUUGAAUUCUUAUAAGGACACAAAUUCAAUAAAGUAUUUAAUCAUUUGUUGCAAUGAAUUAAUUAAAUCAGAAAAUAUUUGUGAAUUGAAUCAAUUUGGACCUUUUCUUAAGACUGUUUGGACAUAUGCAUUAAAAAUGAUAAUGUCAAAUGAGAAUGCAGAUUUAUCUCAUAGUCUCUUACACUCCUUAAUUGUGUUAAUAAAUUGGCAUGAUGAAAUGUAUUAUGAUGUACUGAGACUAUAUUUUAACAAAACCAUAAAAAUUGAUGAUUCUAGUUUGAAAACUUUGGUAGUUUUGUUUAAGACAAGAGGAUUUUGCAGUAAUUCUUUAAAUAAAACAAACAUGAUUUUAUUGCUUGAUUGGUUAUUACCAUUAAAAUUGCAAGAUUCAUUACUAGUUGAAUCAUUCUCAAAACUAAAUCCCUAUCUUUUAUCAGAAGUAGUUGACUUAAUAUUGACAAAACCUAGUGUUAAAAAUUCAUUUAUUAAUCACAAUAACUUAGAAACAAUAAGUUGUCACAACUUCAGAAAUACACAUGAUUUUGCACUUCAAGAUUGUCCAAAUGUGCAACUACAAAUUGCUGAUCUCACACAAAAUAAAAGUAUAAGACGAUCGAUUGAUGAAAAUAUUUUUGAAAGAUUAAUUAAUUUUAUAGAGAGAAUUAUAGAGGUUAAAGAAAAACCAAGUAUUGCAACUCUUCAAAUGUAUUUAUCUAUGGCAAAUUUUUUAUGUUUCCUUGAAAAUUGGUUUCCUCAAUUUGGAAAUGAUUUUAAUGAAUUCAAAUCAUAUAAAUUGAAAUACAUGGAGAAAGUAAAUAAUAUAGUUACUGAACUUAAUACCGAUGUAAACCACCAUAAUAAUGAAGCAUUUGUUAAUGUUUGCACAUUAUUUCAUAAACAGUUACAAUUUGUCGAUGAUAUAAUAAUAAAUGAAUUAAUGAAUCACAAAACAAACAAAGUUAUUAUGACUAAACUUUAUAACUUGAGUAAAUAUAAUGAUUUUAAUUCUAUUGAUCAAGUAUUAGACUAUGAUAACCUUAAAAAAGAACAAAAAUUAAGUAUACAAGCGAUGAAGGCACUAUUAAGGACUUGCUUCUAUAAAGGUCAAACUGAUUAUCAAACAUAUUUGUUAGAAACCUUGGUAGAAGACUUGAAAGAAUUAGAAGGUUCAAUUUCUCAGUCAUACACUUAUUUCAAAAUUAUUAAUUUUCUUCAUAUAGCUUUAGGUUUGGACAAUUUAACAACAGAUAUGAUAAUCCAAUUGAAUAAGUUUAUUAAACAAAUAGCCAAAACUUGGUGUUCUCAUCAAGAAGGUUUUAUCAAAAUAACUCAGCUCUUGAAUGAUGCACUUCAAAUAACAACUAAAAAUAAUUCUGAUAAAGUUUGUACUACUAACCUUCUUAUGUUAAUUUGGUCAUUACAAAAAAUAUCUGUUACCAAAAAUUGUGGACCAAAAAUGGUUUGCGCUUUUGUUGAUUUACUUGGAAAUUUUGCAUCUACAAAAAAUGGAAGUUUUGGGUCAACAUGGAAUAUUGAUAUUAAAGUGGUACAACCCAUGAGUCCAAAAAUUAUAUUAUAUUAUCUAAAUAGUCCAUUUCUUCAGGUUAGAAUUUCUGCUAUUAGAUGUAUAAAAGUAAUGUGUGAUUCUUAUGAGAAUAAUCCAAAUACAUAUAUAUUAAACUAUGAAGAAAUGUUUGAUAUUAUAUUACAUAAAAUUCAUGAUGGGUUUACAAUAGACUGUGAUAUUAGUGAAGAAGAACGUGAAGAUGAGUAUACGAAUAGAAUUUACACUUAUUUAUUAUGCAUGCAAACAUUAAUAACAUCAAGUGUUAAAUAUCAAAAAGAAUGUUUAUUUGAAGUUCUUCAAACAAUCAAUACUAAACAAAUUAACUUGGAUUUGGUGAUAAAUAUGUUGGAAUCUAUAAAAAUUGAAUUAAAAAUAAAAUCAUUCAUGGAGUUAUUAGAAAAUAAUUUAAAAUUCUUACUAUGGAAAUGGCAUAUACAGUAUUCCACUUUUGAGGAAUUUCCAAUUAAGUUGUUUUCUUGCACAACAAUGGAACAGUUCUUUAAAAAAUACCCUUUUGAAAUCAUCCCUAUUUUAGUUAUAAAAAAUGAUUUGAAUUUUUUAAAUUCUAUGAAUAUCCUUCAUAAAGUAAUUGAGGAAACCUUUCCUGUUAUAUUUUCAUAUUUGUUGGCUAUUAAGAUUGUAGAUGUACCGUUUAUCAAUCAUGAUGAAAUUAAAAAAGUUAUUGUAGAUGAAUUGAGCGAAAAACGUUUUAAUGAACUAAUAAAGUUCCAGUGCUCAGAUAUUAUAUUACAAUUUAUCCAAAUGGUUGUCAUAAAUACUGAGCAUCCAAUUGUUCCGAUACAAAUUAGUAGUGAUCAGUUUCUGAUUUUGAUUAAUAUUUUUCAAGAGAUUUAUGUAAAAAAUAAUAUUCCAUUUUUAACUCAUAUGUCUGCAAAAAAGCCCAAUUAUAUUCAAACAAUUGUUCACAUACUGUAUGUAAAUAUUUUCAAAACAUCAACAUCAAAAUUAUGGUAUCAGUCAUUUUUCCAGUAUACUGUUUUUAUGAAAGCUCUUAUUGGUCAAUUAUUAGAUUAUAACCAAAUAGAUGAUUUUUCUCAUUUCCUAAUUAAUCAAUCUAUACAAUCAACUAUUACUUUAUUAAAUCAAAAUAAUAUUGAAAGACAUAGUUAUGUUAUAGAAUAUUUAGAAUGGUUAUUAAUAAAUCCAAAAAGUGUUUUAAAAUUAAAUUUAAGUCAAAUUGGACCUCUGACAUCAACUCUACGAACAUUGGCAAAGAUGCAACCUUCCUUGAAUGAAAAAUCAUUAAAUUUAUUAAAUAUUCUUAAAAACUUAAGUGAUCAAAAUAUUUUUUGUGAAACAAAGAAAGAAAAUGAAACAGCACUAUAUAAGGACAUAAAUUAUUUUCUUUAUCAACAAAAUGAAAAUAUUGAUAUAAUUCAAUCUUUACAAUGUUUAAAGCUUAAGUUACAAACAAAUGAAAUAGAACUUCAUAAUAUGUACCAAGAACUGUUAAAAAUGCGAGGAUUCUCAGAAGACUGUACUAAAAGUAUUUUACAUUGUUUAAUUUGUACACUAAUAAAGCUUACAAAAAAUUUUGAAUUUGAAGUUCAAAUGUUAGCUGCCAGUUGUUUGGGGAUAUUGGGUCCAACUGAUUUAACUACUCUAAUUUUACAACCAGAACCUGAAGUAUUGAAAUUAGAGUCUCAUAUAUCCCCAGAAUAUUCAUUUAUGAAACAUAUAAUUGAAUUGGUUUUAAAUUACUUAAGUGAUGAUAAUAUUUCAGUUUUGGAAGCAAGUAACAUUACCUUAUUCAAAGUUCUGGCAACACAAAAUGGACAAUCUUUAUAUGAAGAAUUAGGUCCAAAAGUUUUAUACCCAUUUAAAUCAUCUCAAAUAGAAGAAUUGGAUGUUGAAUUAUCAUUUGAUAUUGAACAAUUUAAUUUAUUAAUUGAUGAAAACGAAAUCUGGUGUCCAAUAGAUUCAUCAAUUUCUUAUAGUAGUUGGAUUACAAACAUUACAAAGCAUUUAUUGGAAACACUUCAAGGCUUUUGCAAAAGUUUACUGCCUAUUGCAGAAAAUAAACCUUUAUUUUGUGAAAAAAUUUUACCACAUCUUGUGUAUUUCCUUCUUGAAUACAUACCACCAACAAGGCCUAUAUUAAAUAAACAUUUGAAUUGGUUUUUUCUUAAACAUUAUAAAACCAAAAUGGAAAUGGUUUCAACUGAAAAAAUAAAAACAAAUUUCCAUCAAGUGAAUAAUUCCAUUGAAAAUAACAUUUAUUGUAAUAAAUUGGCUGUGCAAUGUCUUCUACGCAUCAUUAAUUUUACCAGACUUCAGCAAAAUAAUCCAUUACAAUCAAUUUUGGACAUCAAUUACUUAUAUGUGUCCCAAGCAGCUCAAUUUUGCUCAGCACAUUUUACUUCUAUUCAAUAUUUAGAGCUUUGGUGUGAAACUCAAUUUAAAAGAAUGAACAAAGAUAAAGAGUCAAUGGUAUUUAACCCUGUGGAUAUGAUCUCAGAAAUGUUACCUAAAGAAGGACUUUUGCUGCAAACAAUUCUCCAUGAAUCUUAUAAAAGUAUUGGAGAUUGUGAUGCAAUUGAAGGUUGUGGUUCAAGUUAUUUACUAAAUCUUUCUUCUCGUACACAAUACUAUCAACAACUUAGAAAAUGGGAUCGUGUUAUGGAAAAUUGUGAUUUACAGCAGACCACAGAACUCAUUUCUAAAGAUUAUUUAGAAGCGUUUUCCAAUGCUGGAUUACAAAAUGUUGCUCAUAUUAUGGCUUUUAAUGAUAGUUUAAAAUAUGACUAUUCUUGGCAAUUAAAUAAAUGGGAUUUACCAGAUAGUGGAGACAAGUCUUUUGAAUCAUUGCAUUAUCAUGCCUUACGAUGUGUGCAUCUGAACAAUUUAGAAAGGGUGAUUCCUAUAAUUAAUGAAGCUAGAUUAGUAGUUAUUCAAUCUUUAUAUUGUGCAAGUUUAGAAUCAACAGCAACAAUUUAUAGUCCAUUAGCCAAACUUAAAAUAAUUGAAGACCUUGAUGAUUUUAUCUCUACAUCAAAUAAAAAGAAAUUGUUUAAUAAUUGGUUAAAUCAAAAAACCAUAAAUACUAACGAUUUUAUAAACAUCAAUAAAAUACUUUCUCAGCGUUGUAAGUUAUUGGAUUUUGAUGGUGAUAAAAGAUCAGGCAUACUAAGAAUUAAAAUAGCUGAACUAGCUCAACAAAAUGAUUGGUUACAAGUAGCUGGAAAACAUUUGACAACAGUUGCAACUUUAAAUUAUUAUCAGAAGCAUACUAUUUUAUGGGCAAAAGUAGAGGAGACUAGACUUUUAUGGAAAAGAAAUGACUGUCAUAUGGCAAGAGUUCUAUUAAAAUGUGUUGUUGAAGAACUUGAAAAUUAUGAUUAUCCUUUCUUACAUUCAUUAGCAUUACAACUUUAUGGUUCUUGGAUGGAAGAAACAAAAUCAGAAACAUCAAAUGAUAUUAUAAGAAAAUAUUUCCAAAAGUCUAUCAACAAAAUAAAACUGGAACUAAAAAUUCAAGAAGAAUUUGGAUUAGAUUGUAAAAAAGUACUAUCAGAUGCUUAUAAACAUUUAUCUCUAUUCACGGAUACAUUAUAUCAACAACUAUACAAAUAUAUAAAAACUGAAGAUUUUCAAAAACGUAUGCUUGGAGUUGAACAGAGUUCAAUUGAAGGAGAAACAAUGGUUCAAUUAGGAAAGUCAACAAAAAACCAAGAAAAACUUAAAGCUGGUAUUUAUUUGAUCAAUCAAAGUAAGAUUGAUAUAUCUGAUAUAAGUAACAAAAACAAUGAGAAGAAUAAAUAUUUGAAACUAACUCUUCAAAAUUAUUUGCAAUUGAUGACGUUAGAUGAUGAAAGCAAACUUCCUAUUUAUAGAAUUGUAUCUUUAUGGUUAGAAAAUAAAGAAAACAAUGAAAUAAAUGAUAUUGUUGACAAAGAAUUUAUAAGAAAUCCUUCAUAUAAAUUUAUCUUGGUUCUUCCUCAGUUGGUUGCUCAUUUAAGUUCUGAAAAUAAAUACUCUUUUCAUAAAUCUUUGGAAACAAUCAUAAAUCGUUGUGCAAUGGACCACCCAUAUCAAACCAUCCCUAUUGUUUAUGCUGUUGCAAAUACUAAUAUAGAUCAGAAGUUUAUUCAAUGUGAACCACAUUUCAAUGAUGAAGAACAAUCUAGGGUAUUAGCUGCUAAGCAUUUAAUGUCAAAAUGGAAAAGAAAUACAAAUAUUAGUUCUAUUGUGAGAAAUACUGAAAAAUUGUAUGAAGCGUUUAUACAGUUAUCUUAUACAAAAUUUUCUUGUCCACAAGGCCAGCGAAGUUCAAUUCCUGCUACACAACCUCUUAUGAAAAUAACAAACUCUGAGUUAUAUAUGUAUCCUGCAGCAACAUUGCCACUAAGCAAACAUGGUGACUAUUCAAAUGUUAUAAGUAUUGUUAAAUUUGAAAAUUCAUUCUUAAACGCUGGUGGAAUACAUGAACCAAAAAAAAUUGAUUGUUUGUGUUCUGAUGGUAUUUUAAGAUCACUUUUAUUAAAGGGUAACGAAGACAUGCAUCAAGAUGCAAUUAUGCAACAAGUAUUUGUUUUAAUGAAUAGAUUACUGAAUUCUAAUAAAUCUACUGCUAAAAGGAAAUUGGCCAUAAGAACUUAUAAAGUGAUUCCAUUUUCAAAACAGAGUGGAAUUGCUGAAUGGUGUGUAAAUACUAUGUCUGUUAUGAACUACUUAAUAGGAACAAAAAUGACUAUGGGGGCCCAUCAAAAAUAUAGGCCAGAAGACAUGCCACCAGCAAAAGCUAAAGAUAUUCUUAGAUUAUCCCAAGCUCAAAGAGAUAGUGAAUUGACCAAGCAAAGAAAAUAUUUGGAUAUUUGUAAAGUAUUAAAACCUGUAUUUCGAUAUUACUUCUUUGAGAAAUUCUUAUCACCUUCAAUUUGGUUUGAAAGAAGGCAAGCUUUUAUUCAUAGUGUUGCUACUACUUCUAUGAUUGGAUAUAUAUUAGGCCUCGGUGACCGUCAUUUUAACAAUAUAUUGAUUGACAACAACACUGCAGAACUCAUUCAUAUUGAUUUCGGAGUUGCAUUUGAACAAGGAACUUUAUUGAAUACACCAGAAACUGUUCCGUUUAGAUUGACUAGAGAUAUUGUUGAUGGUAUGGGUAUUUGUGGCAUAGAAGGAACUUUCCGAAAGUGUUGUGAAAAAACUAUGUCUGUUUUACGCCAAAACCAAGAUGUAAUUGUCACAAUUACUGAAGUCUUAUUAUAUGACCCAUGUUAUCAAUGGGCAUUAACAGGAAAAAAAGCUGCUCAACUUCAAAAUGAAUCAACCAGAGAAAAUUCUCAUAUUAAUGAUGUAAAUGAAGUAAAUAAAUUAGCCGAAAGAUCACUAAACAGAGUGCGUGUUAAAUUAUGUGGAAUGGAACAAGCUGAAACCGCUGCAGCAAGUAUUAAUGGGCAGGUUAAUUUACUAAUACAAAAAGCUAGAGAUCCAAAUAACUUAGCAUUGAUAUUUCAUGGAUGGCAAGCAUACUUAUAAUCAUUCAAUGUUGUAUUCAAAAGAAUCAAUUUAGAAUAUACAGGAUAUUAUAAGGACCAAAGUAUUGGCAUUGGUAUUAAUUACAAGUAAAAUUAUUCAAUUAUGCAAUUUUGCACAGUAGGUAUCAAAUAUUUAUUACUUAAUUAAAAAUAAUUUGAUUAC
Messenger RNA from Rhopalosiphum maidis (corn leaf aphid), 8723 nucleotides. RefSeq names its product serine-protein kinase ATM (gene tefu). Bases 186 to 8561 code for a protein of 2791 amino acids. Gene Ontology annotation, biological process: DNA repair. The transcript has 52 exons. The record is from RefSeq and is a predicted model, not a curated record. NCBI's taxonomy places the organism in Eukaryota, Metazoa, Arthropoda, Insecta, Hemiptera, Aphididae. Gene Ontology annotation, molecular function: protein binding; protein serine/threonine kinase activity.